CGACGGCACGUGCGAUGCAGGUCGACGAGGUGAUCUGGCAGACCAUCAACCAGCAGUUCUGCUCCUUCAAGGCGAGGUUGACCGACAAAGAACAGAACUUCUGUAGGAACGAGCACAACGUGACCGGCUUGUGCAACAGGCAGUCUUGUCCUCUUGCCAACAGUCAGUAUGCCACCAUCCACGAGGAGGACGGCGAGUGCAUCCUCUACAUCAAGACCAUCGAGCGCGCUCACUCCCCUGCAAACUUGUGGGAGAAGAUCAGGCUGUCGAAGAACUAUGCCAAGGCGCUGCAGCAGAUCGACGAGCACCUCAAGUACUGGCCCAACUUCCUGGUGCACAAGUGCAAACAGCGUCUCACAAAGAUCACCCAAUACCUCAUCCGCAUGCGAAAGUUGUCGCUACAGGUGAGGCCAAAGCUGGUUGGUGUUCACAAGAAAGUUGAGAAGAGAGAGAGAAACCGAGAAGCCAAGGCUCUGCGUGCAGCGAACAUCGAAGGAGCGAUCGAGAAGGAGCUGCUGGAGCGAUUGCGAUCAGGCACGUACGGCGAUAUCUACAACUUCCCCAUGAAGGAAUAUUCCAACGCUCUCGAUGAGGAGGAGGCGCUGGUCGAAGACGAGGAGGAAUACAACGAAGAUGAGGAGGAGGGAGAAGGAGAAGAGGAAGACGAGGAGGAGGAUUACGAGGACUGGGAUGAAGAUGAAGAGGAGGAGGAGGAAUUUGGAUUCGGAUCGAAGCAAUUUGUCGAAGAUUACUCGGAUGAUGAGGAUAUGGACGACAUUGAAGACGCGGGCUCCAAGAAUAAGACUCGGAGAAACGCACGAGUGGAUGAGGAGUCAGAGGAGUCAGAGGAGGAGGAAGAAGCACCAAGAAAGCGAGCUAAGCCAAGCUCUAAGGCCAAGCCUGCUCCUCCUACCAAGAAGCCAAGCUCCAAGCGAAGGAAAGGAGGCGCGAGGCUGGAGAUCGAGUAUGAGCAGGAGCAGGAGAAACUUUCGUCUCGAGCUGCUGAUUGGUGAAUUUCUUGUAAACUAUCACUCACUC
Guillardia theta CCMP2712 is the source of this 1038-nucleotide messenger RNA. RefSeq lists its product as hypothetical. Gene Ontology annotation, biological process: maturation of 5.8S rRNA; maturation of LSU-rRNA. The record is from RefSeq and is a predicted model, not a curated record. NCBI's taxonomy places the organism in Eukaryota, Cryptophyceae, Pyrenomonadales, Geminigeraceae. Gene Ontology annotation, cellular component: preribosome, large subunit precursor; nucleolus. The transcript is spliced from 14 exons. The coding region runs from base 15 to 1013 and encodes 332 amino acids.